AUGAGGGACAGAAGAGGGCCCCUUGGCACCAGCCUGGCACCAGUGCAGCGGGCUGGAGGAGGUGAUUUGGACAAACUAUUACACAGCCUCAAGAAAAGAAUGCUGAAGGAGGGCCCCUGGCCUGCAGAUGCACCCUCCUGGAUCAAUAAGCCUGCAGUUGACAGAAAUUCACAGAGUGCUGCAUUAUCAUUGGAAAUGAGAAAGGAUCCUAGCGGGGCUGGCCUCUGGCUUCACAGUGGUGACCUAGUGCUUCCACAUGUGAAAGAAUCAAUAAGAAGAAAUCUAGCCUCAGUAGCUGCUCCGAGCGCAGCCAUGGGUUUGUUCUCUGCUCCAACAGAGUAUUUUGCUGGGAUGUCCUGCAGUGGUGUUGAAGCUCUGAGGUGGGACUGGCUGGGAGGAGGGCCCGAAGCCACCAACGGCCACAGAGGACAGUGCCCCAAAGGAGAGCCUCGGGUGUCAGGACUGCCACACCAUCAAAAACUGGAAAUGGGAAGUUGUCAGGAUGACCCACCAAGUGCUUUUCCCAAGGGUCUGGGCUCUGAGCUGGAACUCUCUUGCUUGCAAUCCAUCCUGCCUGCAGUGCUGCACGUGUUUCUAGAAGUGCUCCUGAAUGAUGAGACAGAACGAGUUUUCCUUGACGGUUUAAAGCCCAUGUUUUCAAAGCAAACAACAGAAUUCAAGAAAAUGCUUAAAAGCACCUCAAGCACCUCAAAUGGUCUCCAGAUGACAGUGGGGUUACUGGCUCUGCAAUCUUUUGAAUUAGCAAAUUCAUUAUGCCAUAGUUAA
Saimiri boliviensis boliviensis (Bolivian squirrel monkey) is the source of this 786-nucleotide messenger RNA. RefSeq names its product protein FAM220A-like. Gene Ontology annotation, cellular component: nucleus. The record is from RefSeq and is a predicted model, not a curated record. Gene Ontology annotation, biological process: protein dephosphorylation; negative regulation of transcription by RNA polymerase II. Lineage: Eukaryota; Metazoa; Chordata; Mammalia; Primates; Cebidae. Gene Ontology annotation, molecular function: STAT family protein binding.